AGUGGCUGCGAGGAAAGGCCCGAGGCGGGGCGGCCAAGCGGCGGAGCUGGCCCUGAGCCCUCCACAGGUCGGUGCCGGGAGGGAGGCGGGGAAGAAGGGCCAGGGCUUCGCCCCGGCUCCUAAGGGAAGGGAGCUUUGCUCCUUCUGCGCCGAGCCACUCCGCGCUUUUUUGCAGCCCUAGCAGGGCAGAAGGGCGGCUGUUCCCAGCUCCUCUCCCUCAGGAGCAGCCCCCUGGCCCUUCUUCGUCUGCCUCCGCGCCCCAUCUCCCUGGCGCGACCUGCCUUGGAUCGGCUCUCGGUUUCUUUCUUGACCUUCCCGUUCCCUGCUCGAGAGGUUGGGCUCUUGUGGCUCCGGACGGGCUUUGAACCACCGGCAGGCGUUCGAGUAAAACUACCCGGCAGUGGUGGGGAGCGGCACCUGCGUCUGAGGGGUCGGAAAAAUACACUUUCCUCUCAGGGUUCCCAGCGUUUUCCUGCCAGGACUCCUGCGUAGUGAGUGGCCCUUCGGAUGUGCUUUUGAAGGCUGUGGUUGCUCUUUCACCACCUCUAAUAUACACAAAGUCCAUAUUUGGACACAUCUUGAUGAGUGACCGACCAUCCAUGUGCUCAGAGCCCAAAUGUGAGAAAGGGUUCACAAGUACCACCAACUACAAGAACCACAUAAGCAUUCACACAGGGGAAAAGCCAUAUGUGUGCCCUGUACCAGGCUGUGGAAAAUGCUUCACAGAAUAUUCUAGCCUCUAUAAAAACCAUGUGGUCACACACAUUGCAAACCAUACUCCUGCAAUACAGGCUGUUCUGCCUCAUGAAGACUUGCGGAUAUUUAGCAGCAAUAUUGCAAUGGCAGAAAAGACUGUCACAACAAUACUACUGCCCAAGAAAACGGUUUCAAGGAUUGUUUCAAAUCCUGUGAAUUUGGUCAAUAACCAUGGGACUGUAGUUCAUCUGCACAACAGAACAUCAAAGAUACCAUCAAUAUGGCAACUGCAACAAUUUAGCAGGAGUCUGCAGCUCUUGAAGCAGCCGCAUCAAACAAUGAAUGCUGAUAUCUCGCAGAAACUAGGAGACGGGGAGAGGAGUGCUCUACUUAAGGAACCACAGCUGGGUAGACAAGCGGAGCUUUCACAACUGCCAGUUCAAAAUCUAAAUGCUGGGUAACCAGCCAUCAAGACUUUGACAGGGCAGUUAUUAAUUGGUGUCAUGUAUGCAAAAUGAAUGAUAGAUAACUGACCAGCACAAUCAAUGGAUUUUUUUUGGAUUAUACCUUUUUGAUUAAAUGACCUUCCUACUGUUGAAUAUCAUCGUGUAUGCUGACAGAAUUAUCUUCAAUGAGCUAAACUAAGUACAAAGUCAAAAACAUGGAGUUAACUUGUAAUAACUUUAGAAAAAAAAAGGCUUAUUAACUACAGAUGUUAGUAUUUCAGUAGCAAAGGUCAAAAUAAUAGCAUUUGAGUGAAAAAAGAAAGAAGGUUGUUUGUCUUACAUAUUCCAGGCAUGUUUCUUUAGCUUUGAAGAACGUUUCUAAAUUAGGUAAACCAGCCCCUAAAGCUGGAUGGCAUGGAUGCAAGUGUGGAUGGAGGGAGAGGAAUCAGAUAGCAUGUGCUCAGGCCCUUCUUCAAGGAAGAAGGCACACAACAGAGAGGAGGGGCAGGAAGUAACCAAUGGGCAAUAGCAUCCCAAUAGCAGGGUAGUAGAACUGAGUGAUUGGCAGAAUCACCCACUGCAUACUGGGACACCAUUGAUUUGCAUAUUCCAACACCUGCAAGCACUACAGUGUAUUUCAUGGACACUUUAAUAAAUUUCUGGAGGAACACCUGUCCCAUUAUUUUGAACUCACCCUUCCAGUUUCCACUGAAUGUUAAUGGAUUAAGCACUUAAAUUAAACUGUCCAUUUUGUGAACUGAAACGCUUUCAAAAGAUGAUAGUUUUGCACUGCACUUCAGCAGCAGGGACUGUUACCAUUUCAUACCUUCUAGCAGGUAAAGGUGUUUUUAGCUAAAUGCCUUAAGAAGGAUUGCAGCUGGCUGGGUGCUAUCUAAUUUCCUUGCACUAGGACAUAUGGGUUGAAAUCCUGCUCAUCAGGCCUCAUUAUAUGUCAUUAUAAAUGUGCUGGGUAUUCCGCAUUGGCAACAAGGACUGCACAACAUGAUUAUAUAAUCCAACACGAUUUCAGCUGUUUUGUAUGAGCACAGAAGUAAUAAAGAAAUCGUCAGUGGUCAUUCCAUAAUGCAUAGCACUGGGAGAGAGUAAAUAUUUCUGUGAUGGCUCUGUUUUAUUCAUUUUCACCUUCAAUGAAUAUUCAAAGCAUCAUCAAUAGUGAAAUAAACUGAAGUAGG
This is a messenger RNA of Pogona vitticeps (central bearded dragon), 2335 nucleotides long. The record is from RefSeq and is a predicted model, not a curated record. NCBI's taxonomy places the organism in Eukaryota, Metazoa, Chordata, Lepidosauria, Squamata, Agamidae.